UGUUGUUCGUGUUGCAAUCUGCUUCGCGGAAGUGAUCUGCUAUCUGAAGUAGUUGAGCUGCACGCGGCUUGAUCGCAGAAGGUCUGGACCAGGAUGGAUGUCGUCUUUAAAGAAGGCCUGGUGCAUCUGCAAGGCUUCAAGUUUGGAAAAAAAUCGUGGCGUAAAAUGUGGCUGGUUGUGUCCCAGUCCAACUCGUCUGGUGUCAGCCGACUGGAGUUCUACUCUGCGCUGGAGAACAGCUCCGCUGCAGACCAGAGGUCCUCCCUCAGGAAAGUCAUCCGGCUCUGCGACUGCAUCAGUAUCAUCCCCGCGCCAAACACCCCCUGCCCUGCAGGAUGCAGCGCCUUCUACCUAAACACCUCCGAGUCCACCUACACGCUGGCCUCCACCAGCAGCCAGGACUGGCUGCACGCCCUGUGCCUCCUGGCCUUCCAGAAGGAUCCUGACGGGGAGUCCCUGCACGGGGGUUCGGAGGCAGACCAGGCCAUGGCCAUGACCGACAACGCCAUAUACUCAGCGUGGGAACGCGAUAUGAUCCUGCCGCAGAACCACUUCCUGGUCAGCGCCCAGACCACGCCCGCCUCACAAAGGUGCAACCUGGCCGGCGACUACCUGGUGGUCCCGCAGAGCGAGACGCUGGUGCUGCUGGACGUGCGCUCUCGCCAUGUGAUCUACAGCUGGCCGUACAAGCUGCUGCGCAAGUACGGACAAUUCCAGGGGGGGUUCAGCAUUGAAGCGGGCCGUCGCUGUGACUCCGGGGAGGGCGUCUUCUCCUUCUCCUCCAAGAGCGGGCCUCAGAUCUUCAAGGCCAUAACAGCUCACUGCUCCUCAGCUCAUAUGAGCGUGUCAACGCUUGACCAGCUUCCCCUGGUGUCCCCACCUGGACCCCCUUCCAGUCACCCCUCAGAGACAGAGAAUGAAUAUUCAACCAUUAAUUAUUUGCCGGCAGAAAGUGGACAAGAACCGUCGUUUCCAAGCGUCACAGCUAAAGAGGAAGAGGAGGAGGAUGAAGAUGAAGAUGACUGGUGUCUCUCGCUGGAGGCGGUCAACCUCCAUAAUGUCAUAGACCCCAGUGUUUAUUACAACUUAAGGAAAGUGGCGCUGAAGUCUGAGAAAGCAGAGUGCUAUUCGGACGUCACCCCUCAGACUGCUGUCUAUGCCCAGCCCAUCCCCAAACACCUGCGGCAGCGGCAGCAGCCGGAGAACAGCGACCCUGAGGUGACCUCCCAAGUGCGGGCGCGAACACAGCCGACAGAAUACCGGAGGUCGUCUGGGAGCUUGACUCCCUCGCAGACCAACGGCAGUUUUAAACGCAGGCUGGCAGAAAUCCUCUCAAAAGACCCAGGCAAAGUCCCCGCAGCUCUUUCCCUGGGUGCUGGCGCCGCGGACCUCUCCGACUAGAGCCUCGUGUGGCUCGGCUGAUGGACUCUGUUAUCGACUCCACUCUCUCACAUGGCAGAAUAGAGCUUUGGACCUUUUCGUCUUAUUCUUCUUCAACUGUUAACACCUGCCUCAUGGAAUUAUUUAAAAUUAAAUCACCAUACUUUACUUGCAAAUGUAGUAGUCUACUUACCAAGUGUCGUCACAACUUGUUCCGGCUGGUCAAAUGAAUAGGCUGUUCUUAAUAGGUCAGAGGUCAAAUCACUCUCAGAGAACGACACUACCACCCUCCUCUCUUGUCGGCUGAUCCACAAUUCUGCCGCUCUCCCUUCAGGCUUUUCCUUUUUGAACCUUUUGAGUGCCAUCUUGUUAGUACUUCGUCCCAUCUGGCUGGUGUGAAACGCUGGUUGCCCCAUACAGACUCUUGAAAUGAAAAAUGAAACCCUUGAUCCACAAGUUGUGCAGCAUUAAAAUACCACUUGACGUUGGUGACUUUUAACCUGCCAAAUCAAAAGGUAAAUAUAGCCAAAAACAAUUGUUUUUGUCUGGUCAUGUCUGGUUUCUGGUCAUGGUCACAUGUUCUGAAAUACAUGUAAAUAUCUUGUCAACAUUAUCAUAUCAACAGUAUUGACUCGGCUCAUCAUUUUGUGACGUACAUUUGCUGUCGACUUGUUUUGAGCCUGUGCUCAUAUGUGCAUUCUGGCAGCCAGUAAUAGCUUUAAAACCUCAUGUAGCUCCAAGUUCUUCCAAGAUCCAGCAUGAAUAAUGUGACAUCGUCUGCAUACAAAGAUUGUUCGUGCUCCCACCAUUAAACCUUGAGGAACCUUGUUUUACUUCUUUUCCCGUCUCAUAUAUGUAUUUCCUGUUGAAAUAUGAUUCUGGCAUCCACUUCUGAAAAUAGUUGUAGAGCUGUGCAGAUCCAAAACAUGAAUUUGACCAUCGUAGGGGAUUGGGAAAAGACAUUGGACUGAACAUGAAUGUAAUGUUGCUGCUGACGCCAGUAAAAUGGUUAUUGAAAAGAAAAUUAGAGAAAAAAUAGAAUUGUAAAUUAUAAUUUCCUUGAA
Synchiropus splendidus (mandarinfish) is the source of this 2444-nucleotide messenger RNA. Its product is annotated as docking protein 3-like. Gene Ontology annotation, cellular component: cytoplasm. Gene Ontology annotation, biological process: cell surface receptor protein tyrosine kinase signaling pathway; positive regulation of MAPK cascade. Lineage: Eukaryota; Metazoa; Chordata; Actinopteri; Syngnathiformes; Callionymidae. The coding region runs from base 94 to 1401 and encodes 435 amino acids. The record is from RefSeq and is a predicted model, not a curated record. The transcript has 5 exons.